This is a messenger RNA of Aureobasidium subglaciale EXF-2481, 339 nucleotides long. RefSeq lists its product as uncharacterized. The transcript is spliced from 2 exons. Gene Ontology annotation, biological process: mitochondrial respiratory chain complex IV assembly. Gene Ontology annotation, cellular component: mitochondrion. The record is from RefSeq and is a predicted model, not a curated record. Bases 1 to 339 code for a protein of 112 amino acids. Lineage: Eukaryota; Fungi; Ascomycota; Dothideomycetes; Dothideales; Saccotheciaceae.
AUGCCUUCUUCAUGCAAAGAUAUCCGUGCUGCGCUAGCGGAAUGUCUACAACAAAGUGACUGUAUCAUGGUCCAACGCAACAGCGCCGCCGAUUGCCUCCGUCCGCCGCUCGUUGACACCCUUCCCACACGAUGCCAGCAAUUGAAAAAGGGCUACGGAGAGUGUAAGCGUGGAUUGAUCGAUAUGCGCAAAAGGUUCCGUGGUAACAAGCCUGUUGCCUCGAGUGUUGAGAUUGAGGCUGGUGCAGACAACCCGAGUCGACAGCUGUAUGCUGGAAAGAGCGCGUUCGGCGACAUCAAGACUACGGAUGGCAAGGACUCGCCAGAAGACAACCCGUGA